Trichobilharzia regenti is the source of this 763-nucleotide messenger RNA. The record is from the annotation of a GenBank genome assembly. Lineage: Eukaryota; Metazoa; Platyhelminthes; Trematoda; Strigeidida; Schistosomatidae.
UAUAGAUACCAAAGGCGAAAUUUCGAUUGCAUCCUCGGUAUUCGCUGAAGAUAUUAUUCAGGAUAAAUUACGAUGAGUAUAACUGAAAUAUGUAAGAAUGCCUUUAAUUCCACCAGCCUCCUUAUGGGAUAUUCAUCAAGUUGCAUCUUGGAUAGAAGAUAUAGGCUAUCCUCAAUACAAAAAGUGUUUCAUUGAAAAUCGAAUUGACGGAUGUAACUUGAUAAAAGUGAACAGCACAACACUUCCAAAUCUUGGUGUGAGAAAAUUCGAAGACGUUAAGGAUAUAGCGUGUAAAGUGAGAGAACUUUUAAAUCUGGAAGAAACGAAAUCUUCUCAAAACUUGUAUUCACCUGAACGAGACAUUAUGGGGAUGUACUUGGAAGCCAGAAGCUACACUGGAAGUCCAUUAUGCAAGCUCUCCUUCCCCAGAUUUGUCUACACAACACAACAUGCGAUUUGGAAGCCUCCACUAACUAAUGAGGGAAUCAUAUUUCAACACAAACACUAAUUUGUGAGGAUGACAGAGGUUAAAGCAACUUUCGAUUCUCGACUCAUUAUAUCUGGAACUUACUGUAACAUGGAUCAUGAGUUACCAAGAUCGAUGCUCAGGAUAUUAGUAGAUUUCCUCGAAUUAAAAUUAUUAUACCUGUAUUUAGGUAGUUUUCUAUUUGGAGUGUAGUCUUAGUUCAGUUGUUUUUACCUGCAAACACUUCACUAAAUGGAACCUAGAAUAUAUAUAUAACAAUAAUACUAAACAUAUGAA